Aspergillus aculeatus ATCC 16872 is the source of this 1848-nucleotide messenger RNA. RefSeq lists its product as uncharacterized. Lineage: Eukaryota; Fungi; Ascomycota; Eurotiomycetes; Eurotiales; Aspergillaceae. Bases 1 to 1848 code for a protein of 615 amino acids. The record is from RefSeq and is a predicted model, not a curated record. The transcript has 2 exons.
AUGGCUGCUGCUAUUCUCGAUCAUCUCCACAAGAAUCGAUUAAAACGCCAUGUGAUGAAGCCGGAAAUAGUCAGUGAAGAGCUUGGUGUCCACGUUAUGCAGCGCCUCGCACCUUUCCUUCGCCGCAAUGCGCCCACGGAUAUUCUCGACUUAUGGCCAGGUUGCGGACUCUUCUCAUCGAAAGUCAACGAGUUCCUUCGUCCGCGUCGGCAUGUUAUGUUGGAGCCGGACUUAAAAGUCUGGCAAAAGUUCCUGAAGCCUCUAACCGAGGCGGGAGAGGGCUACAAAUUGCUUGACACAAACCCUCGUUCCUUCUCCGCCUGGGAUGAGCUUUUGAAAGAGCAUUUUCCUGAGCAGGGACCUGAGAAUGCCGAUACUAGCGGGGCACUACCUUGCAAUCCCAACUUGCUGGUGGUCGCCAACUUGACGCGCCCUACCUCGCCGAAAGACCACAUGACUACAACCCGAUGGAUUUCUUCCUUUAUGGAAACCUGUCUAUGGCAACAAGGCUUGCACUCAUACGGUGCCGUCCGCCUGUUGGCUGUACUGCCUCAGGAUGAUUUUAGCGGCAUAAUCCCCCACGAGCCCGGCGACCGCAAACGCGCCGCGAUCUUGACUGAGAACGUCGCUUUGCACAACGUCACGGUUGCCACACACGACGAGCUUUGCUUCUGGGCCAACGUAAAGGGUAUCAAGUACGCUGAAGAGGAACGCAUCCGUGUCACAGAACAAGCAUCGGCCAACGGUUUCCUGCCUAUUCCGGGCCGUGAGCCAUCCCCUAUAACCCCCGCGCCGGACCUCUCCCAUCUCGCUCGUGACCCCGAAAAGCAUUGUUACGAGCCCCGCAUCCGGAGCGAUCUCCAUUCGCAGCUGCUGGAGGAAAUCGAAAGGAUUGACAAGAUGUCAUCGAGUUCGCCGGAUUACGAAGCAGCCAGAAAGGUCCGCGGUCGCGCAAUCACUCGGAUCAAUUCAGAAAACCGAGCGAACGGCCUCAACUGGCUCAUUGUCGAGAAAUUGACGCAGCUGGAUGAGCUGUACAAGAACGUGGCCCGCUUGGCCGCGCGCCCGACAACCACGCGCGCCGACUUCGAGCCGCUCCUCUCUGAAAUCGCCUCCUUGAAGCAAGUCAUCGACGCCCAUUACAAAAAAGUCCAGACCAAAUGGCGGCCCGCGCUACGAUAUAUGCUAGACGACAUGCGCUCCCGGGCUUCCGGCGACAGGGCGGCCCUGCUGCACUGGGACCGCCGGCCCUUUGAGCCGCUACGCAUGCAGGCCAACGAGACGUACCCCCAGGGCGAAAAGCGCAGCAUCCUUUACUUCGAACCCGACCCCAACUCGCCCGUGGCGCGCAAACUCUUCUCCCUCGACCCCGCGACGCGCGCCGCCGCCGCCGACCUCUUUGAAAUCCUCACCCUCUCCCUGUAUCGCGGCCGCACCGAUCUCACCCUCGGCGAGAUGCUACCAUUGGUGUUCCCCGGCCGAUCGAUCAACGACUGCGUGCGCGCGAUUCCCGGCCUGGCGCAGCACACCGUCCGCACCCCGAAGCCGGAUUUCGACGCCCUGCCCAAGACCCUCAUCGCCAAACCCAGUGCCGGCGCCGCUGCUGACAAAAACGGCGCCGCGGCGCAGCAGCUGGACCCCGCCAUGUGCUUCCAGGAGAACCUUGACUACGACGUCAGCGACGUGCGCGUGCACAUCAUCCCUUGCCCGGUGCUGUGGGACAUCUGCAUCGAGUACUCGCACUACGAACACCGUCAGUCAGUCCGGUCGCUCGCUCGAGCCCUCGGCGCCACAUUGACGGGUUCCCGACUGGGGACUCAUCUUACCAAGGGCAAGAAACUCAACUGA